Molecule: messenger RNA, 1654 nt
Organism: Tricharina praecox
Lineage: Eukaryota; Fungi; Ascomycota; Pezizomycetes; Pezizales; Pyronemataceae
Product: ATP-NAD kinase-like domain-containing protein
Exons: 6
Coding region: 84-1493 (469 amino acids)
Biological process (GO): NADP+ biosynthetic process; NAD+ metabolic process
Molecular function (GO): NAD+ kinase activity
Source: RefSeq, a predicted model, not a curated record
CACUAAUCCCUACCUAUGCCACCUUCCUUUGCCUCUUUCAUUGUUUCCUAACCCCCGAGCAACAGCUUGCUCAAUCAGCCACAAUGAGCAGUCCGCACCGCCUCCCACCGCCAUCCACCACGUCCUCCGAAGCCGGAGACCACAAGCCGUACACGCACGACGACUCAUGCAUCCAAGUGCGCUUCGACCCGCAGUUCCGGACGUCGCACCGGCGCAAAGAAUCGCUGUCGGGCACACUCACUGCCAGCAGCGGCGGCAGCAGCGCGUUCCUUCACAAGAUUCUCGGAAACUGGGAUAGUCUCCGGGACGAGGAGGCGACCAGCGAGGCGGAGGAUGAACAUGAAGGCGUCCAUGCGGGUUACUUGAAGAGUAUGACCAGGAGCCAGCUGCAUGAUAUGGUACUGGGGCUGAGGGAAAUGGGGAGGAAGUACGCCAAUGUUCACCUCCACAUGAGGGUUCGCGAAGUAUUUAUUCUUACCAAGCCGUGGGAUACGAGCCUUGCGGUGCACACAAGACAAUUGGCGAAGUGGCUGCUCGAGAACGGGUACAACGUAUAUGUGGAAGAUACUUUCCGUGACAACGCACGUUUCGACGGCGAAGGGCUCGUGAUGGAGGUGGUGGUGCAGGAUGGUACGGAGCUGGGGAAGCUGGGAUAUUGGACGCAGGCAAUGUGCACGGAUAAGCCCGGCGGCUUCGAUUUCGUGUUGACGCUGGGAGGUGAUGGGACAGUGCUGUAUACCAGCUGGUUGUUCCAGAAGGUCGUUCCGCCGGUGCUCUCGUUCUCCUUGGGAUCGCUGGGAUUCCUGACGAAAUUCGAUUUUGCGGAUCAUCCAAAGACGCUAUCGCGCAUGUUUGGCACAGACGGAGUGACAGUAGGGCUGCGAGUACGCUUCGAGGGAACUAUAAUGCGCGCCAUUCCCCUCGGCGAAGGGGAGGAGAAAGAGAAAGAACGCAGUCUCCGUGUAGAGCUGCUGGAGCCUGAUCACCACCCAGAUACCCACCGUCCGGACUGCUCAGUGGUGGUUCUCAACGAGAUCGUUGUCGACAGAGGUCCUAGUGCUACUAUGACUACCGCUGAGCUCUACGCAAACGACGAGUUCCUCACCUCUAUCGCUGCCGACGGCCUCUGUGUCGCCACCCCAACCGGCUCGACGGCGUACUCCCUCGCCGCAGGUGGGAGCUUGUGCCACCCGGCGUUACCAGGAAUGCUAAUCACGGUAAUCUGCGCGCACUCCCUAACCUUCCGUCCUAUCAUCCUACCGGAUAACAUAGUCCUACGCAUCGGUGUCCCCUACGACGCGCGCACCAGCUCGUGGGUAAGCUUUGAUGGCCGACGGCGCACAGAGUUAAAUCAGGGAGAUUAUAUCACCAUAGUCACCAGCCAGUAUCCACUUCCGACGGUGCAGUACCGCAUGGAUAAUAAGGACUGGUUUGAUUCGAUCAAGCGGACGAUGAAUUGGGGAGAUAGGAUCUCUCAGAAGAGCAUAAGUUAGAACUGCUGGGAUAGAGAGGAUAGGAUGAAAAGUGUACUUGUAGUAUAGUUUGUGGAAGUACAUAACGAUUUUUUGAUGUGAUAUGCUGGACGCAUGAAUUGUAUAAUUUUGUCUGGAUACUUCCCAGUCUCUCGGGAUGAACGGGUGAUAUGUGAUGAGCA